Daucus carota subsp. sativus is the source of this 1434-nucleotide messenger RNA. RefSeq lists its product as uncharacterized. The coding region runs from base 1 to 1434 and encodes 477 amino acids. NCBI's taxonomy places the organism in Eukaryota, Viridiplantae, Streptophyta, Magnoliopsida, Apiales, Apiaceae. The transcript is spliced from 2 exons. The record is from RefSeq and is a predicted model, not a curated record.
AUGUCGAAUAUGGAUAAAGAAUGGAUUUUGAAAGAUAGGGAUUCGCUGGAUUAUGAAAUUGGUGUUGAAAAAUUCUUGAUUUAUGUUGAACAAAACUGCAAGAAUCCUAAGAAAGUACCUUGCCUCUGCUCGAAAUGCAUAAAUUUCAAGAAAUUCUCGAUAAAAAUAAUUAGGGGUCAUCUUUAUGAAAAUGGUUUUAGUUUGGGGUAUAUUGAUUGGAUUUGGCAUGGGGAUCAGAGUGUAAAGUCAUCAAUGGGUAGCACACUGCACCCUGAUGAAGACGAGAUAAUUGCAGCUUCAUUUGAAGCUGCAUCGGGAGUUGCUGCUGCUGCUGAGCCUCUAUAUGAGGGUAGUGACUGCACUAAAUUAGAUUCAAUGUUAAAAUUGCAUAAUCGGAAAGCGAGAUUCGGUAUUAGUGACAACUCCUUUACUGAUCAUUUACUCUCUAUUGUCGGCUCCAUCCUUCUUGAAGAUCAUGCACUACCUGUUAAUGCAUACGAAGCAAAGAAAUCUUUAUCAAAUUUAGGCCUCGAGAAUAUAAAAAUCCACAACUGUCCGAAUGAAUGUAUUCUAUAUAGAGGAGUAAAUGAGAAUGCUUUAGAGUGUCCCAAGUGUCGUCUAUCUCGGUGGAAGUUGGGGAAGGAUGGUAAAGCAAGGGUUAACGUCCCGGCCAAAGUUAUGUGGUACUUCCCUAUCAUUCCAAGAUUUAAACGGAUGUUUAAAUCUCCUUCGAUAGCUGAGUUAUUGACUUGGCAUUCCAACCAUAGACUUCACGAUGGCCAGAUGCGCCAUCCUGCUGAUUCACCUGCUUGGCGGAAUAUCGAUUACAGGUGGCCCACUUUCGGCAGUGAGCCUAGUAACCUGCGCUUAGCUCUGGAUGCAGAUGGUAUAAAUCCGCAUAAUAAUGGGCUAACUAAUCGAUUUAGUUGUUGGCCAGUGGUAUUAGUAACAUAUAAUCUGCCUCCUUGGUUAUGUAUGAAGAGAAAGUUUAUGAUGUUAAGUGUAUUAGUCUCCGGUCCACAUGAACCAGGAAACAAUAUUGACGUGUUCUUACAAUCGUUAAUAGAUGAUUUGAAGAAUCUUUGGGAAGAAGGUGAACCGAAUGUAUAUGAUGCGAACACUAAAUCUCUAUUUACUUUAAGGGCAAUUCUUAUGUGGAUGAUAAAUGACUUUCCGGCAUAUGGAAAUCUGUCCGGGUGCGUCAAUAAGGGUUAUUUGGGGUGUCCGAUAUGUGGUGACGAUACCGUAGCUAAAUAUUUACCUUAUAGUAGGAAAAUAUGUUAUCAAGGUCAUCGUCGGUAUUUGCCUAGGCAUCAUCCAUAUAGGAGGAAGAAGGCAGCCUUUAAUGGUGAACAAGAGCUUGGGCAGGCACUACCACCAAUUUCUGGAAAGCAGGUGUUAGAGCAACAAGAAAAAAUUCAAUUUUCUCUCUGA